CUCUUUACUCUGUGAGCUCGUGUUGGUGUAAAGACUGCUGCUUCACUGUGCUGUCCCACACAUCGGAAAGCAUCGCCCGACUGCGAGGAUGUUUUCAUAUUAAUGCGCAGCACACGUGGUUUAUAACCGCAAUAUCUAAAGCUGAGGGCAACGAGAAGUCGCCCAAGGAGGAAAGAGAAAGAAUCCGUAAACCUUCAGUAGGUGGGAAGCGCGCGAGGGUUUUAAUGAAGAGCACGAGACGGUUUCAAAUUGUAGCUCGAGCGCAUUGCCACAGAUAAAAACGUAACGCUCGUCGUUGUUCUGCAAUUAUCGUCUCGGAAACGUUCCCCUUGAGUGUCUUCAACAAAGGAGAGGGGAUUACCGAGCAACAUAUAUGUCUCAACAUGCAAAUAACCCUCUACUGUGAAAGUUUGUCGUCUUCUACGAGGGGAGAUAACGGAGCUCGAGUCCACACACGGCAGACACGCGUCUAUCUAGCGCUGGAUUGUGUCUCAUUCGCGUCUUCAAAAUGAAGAGAAGGCAAAAGCGCGUUCUGCAGAUGGCAUUUCUAUUCAUGGUGGCUUUAAUUUUUCUGCCAAACGUCGGCCUUUGGUCAAUGUACAGAGAGAAGAGCCUUAUGAAGUCGCAUGAGCCAGGAGAGCAGGGCUUCCCACUGGGCUUAAAUGAUGGCCACAUUUAUACCUGGACAGACGGUUUGAGAAGAAGAGACUGGCACGACAACGAGAGCAUCAGGAAAGACAGCCAACGUGUUGGAAAAGGGGAGCAUGGGAAACCGUAUCCGCUCACAGAGGACGAGUGUGAUGACUCAGUAUACAAAGAGAAUGGCUUCAACAUCUAUGUCAGCAACAAUAUCGCUCUGGACCGCUCCCUUCCUGACAUCAGACAUCCAAACUGUAAGCAGAAGCUGUAUCUUGAAAACCUCCCAAACACAAGUAUUAUCAUCCCGUUCCAUAAUGAAGGCUGGUCCUCUCUGCUCAGAACCAUCCUCAGCAUCACCAACCGCACACCCGACCACCUGAUCGCAGAGAUCAUACUGGUAGACGACUACAGUGACAGAGGCUGGUCCUCUCUGCUCAGAACCAUCCUCAGCAUCACCAACCGCACACCCGACCACCUGAUCGCAGAGAUCAUACUGGUAGACGACUACAGUGACAGAGUGGGUGAUAAGGCUGGUCCUCUGGGUGUUGGUGGUCCACUGAUUAAUGCGAAGACAGGUCAGGUGACCAUGAGGAGAAGAGAUAAGACCUGUCCGGAUGCCCUUGGACAUUUUGCUGCCUUGUUUGCCAUGAUGUUUGAAGCAAGAAUCAAUCCUCUUGUUGGCCGCCUCAUGGAGACUGUCGAUAGUCACCUAUUAUCAGGCCGUGUGGUGAUUGACAAAAAAAACAGUGGCACCUUCAGUCUGUGGAGAAGACAACACCUUACAAAUCUAAGUUGA
Messenger RNA from Sinocyclocheilus rhinocerous, 1435 nucleotides. RefSeq names its product polypeptide N-acetylgalactosaminyltransferase-like 6. The coding region runs from base 509 to 1435 and encodes 308 amino acids. Lineage: Eukaryota; Metazoa; Chordata; Actinopteri; Cypriniformes; Cyprinidae. The transcript is spliced from 8 exons. Gene Ontology annotation, molecular function: polypeptide N-acetylgalactosaminyltransferase activity. Gene Ontology annotation, biological process: protein O-linked glycosylation. Gene Ontology annotation, cellular component: Golgi apparatus. The record is from RefSeq and is a predicted model, not a curated record.